Solanum verrucosum is the source of this 774-nucleotide messenger RNA. RefSeq lists its product as uncharacterized. NCBI's taxonomy places the organism in Eukaryota, Viridiplantae, Streptophyta, Magnoliopsida, Solanales, Solanaceae. The coding region runs from base 1 to 774 and encodes 257 amino acids. The transcript has 2 exons. The record is from RefSeq and is a predicted model, not a curated record.
AUGACCCAUGCGGAGUUUAGGUCUACUAUCAAAUUGUUGACUCAAGCUGUGACAACUCCAGUCAAUAGAGAGGUGAUUGCUCCUAUUAACACUAAUGUGAAUUUCACGGCUUCUAGAUUGAGGGAUUUUGCUAGAAUGAACCCUCCCGAGUUUUAUGGUUCCAAAGUGGGAGAGGAUCUUCAAGAAUUUUUGGAAGAGUAUGCUCUGACUUUAGUGGUGGAUUCAAGGGAUAUGAUGAGUAGCUAUUUGGUGGGUGUGUUUAGAUUGGAGAGAAAAAAAUGUCGUUCGACAAUGCUUCAUGAUAAUAUGGAUAUAUCACGUCUCAUGGUGUAUGCCCAAAAAAUGGAGGGAGAGAAACUCCAAGACAAGAAUAGGGAGGUAAAAAGAGCUAGAAUCGGUGAUGGGAACUUCUCCAAUGCUAGGUCCGAUGGACAAGGUCUACCAAGGUUCAAACAAAGGUUCUCUAACCAAGGCUCCUCUAGUGCUCCAAGGGUCAACAAGGAUAGGGUGUGUAACCCUAAUCCUCUAGGAGAAAAUAAUGGUUGUUCUUAUGUUGCUAGGCCUAAUUGUGCAAAGUGUGGUAGAAAACAUGAUGGAAAGUGCUUAGUUAGCUCGGAUGGGUGCUAUGGUUACGGGAAGAGUGGCCACAAGAUGAGAGAUUGUCCAAUGCUCAAGGUUAAGGGGAGAGAAGAAAAGCAAGCUCCUCCAAGUGGUUCAAACUCCAAUGCCCUAAAGAAAAACCACUUUUAUGCUCUUCAAUCCCGAGGUGACUAA